Messenger RNA from Manis pentadactyla (Chinese pangolin), 8391 nucleotides. It is a transcript of the gene ZKSCAN1, whose product is annotated as zinc finger with KRAB and SCAN domains 1. Gene Ontology annotation, molecular function: DNA-binding transcription factor activity, RNA polymerase II-specific; RNA polymerase II cis-regulatory region sequence-specific DNA binding. The record is from RefSeq and is a predicted model, not a curated record. The transcript has 6 exons. Lineage: Eukaryota; Metazoa; Chordata; Mammalia; Pholidota; Manidae. Gene Ontology annotation, biological process: regulation of transcription by RNA polymerase II. The coding region runs from base 556 to 2244 and encodes 562 amino acids.
GCCUCUGGGGAGGACGGGCGGGGCCGCAGGGUUGUGUGCACGAGGGUGGGCUCUGCGGCCGCGGCCCCGGGGCCCCCCCAGGCUGCCUGGGCGCAGUGUGAAGGAACCCAGGCCCCACUCCCCUCCCCAGGUCCGACUGUGGGAAGCGCCGUCCCCCGCGGACGUCCCCGCCCCACCUCUGGGUCCAGGCGGGGAGGGCGCAAGCGUCUAGGCGCCGGGGGUGCUCGGAGACCUGGGAAGAAGCGGUCUGAGGGCCCUUUCCGGGCCCUUCGACCCCAGUGUCAUCAUCGUCGUUUGACGUUUGUGAGGACGGGGUCGCGAGCUAAUCGACCCCUCUCUGAUUUUUCUGCUUUCCCAUCGUCGCCAUUUGCUUUCAUUACAGUGAGAGAUGUUUUUGGGGGUCCUUCAGGACCUCGAGGUGAAAAAUGCGUAAGGCCGAGAACUGGAGAUGUUUUGAGGUGCCGCGAAGACUACAGAAGCAGACGUCAGAAACCUCUCCUAGGACAGAAAGGAGAGCACAGACCCUGUUGGAAUCAAGGCAGUUCCUAGAGCUGAAUGAUGACUGCUGAAUCAAGGGAAGCCACCGGCCUGUCCCCUCAGGCUGCACAGGAGAAGGACGGUAUCGUCAUAGUGAAGGUAGAGGAGGAAGAUGAGGAAGACCAUGUGUGGGGGCAGGACUCCAGCCUACAGGAGACUCCUCCUCCCGACCCGGAGAUAUUCCGCCAGCGUUUCAGGCACUUCUGUUACCAGAACACUUUUGGGCCUCGAGAGGCUCUGAGUCGCCUGAAGGAACUUUGUCAUCAGUGGCUACGACCAGAGAUCAACACCAAGGAGCAGAUUCUGGAGCUGCUGGUCCUGGAGCAGUUCCUUUCCAUUCUGCCCAAGGAGCUCCAGGUUUGGCUGCAGGAAUACCGUCCUGACAGUGGGGAAGAGGCCGUGACCCUUCUGGAAGAUCUGGAACUUGAUUUAUCAGGACAACAGGUCCCAGGGCAAGUUCACGGACCUGAGAUGCUUGCAAGGGGGAUGGUGCCUCUGGAUCCAGUACAGGAGUCCUCGAGCUUUGACCUUCAUCAGGAGGCCACCCAGUCCCAUUUCAAGCAUUCAUCUCGGAAACCCCGCCUCUUACAGUCACGGGCUCUCCCUGCCACUCAUGUUCCUGCCCCUCCUCACGAGGGGAGUCCCAGAGACCAGGCGAUGGCAUCUGCACUAUUCACAGCAGAUUCCCAGGCAAUGGUGAAGAUCGAGGACAUGGCCGUGUCCCUCAUCCUGGAGGAAUGGGGAUGUCAGAACCUGGCUCGGAGGAAUCUCAGUAAGGACAACAGGCAGGAGAAUUUUGGGAACGUGUUUUCCCAGGGUGGUGAGAACAGGAAUGAGAAUGAGUCCACCUCAAAGGCAGAGAUUGCCAAAGACUCAGCACCGCAUGGGGAGACAACAGGAAGAUACCAGAAAGAUUUUGGAGAAAAACGUGAACAGCAGGGCAGGAUAGUAGAAAGGCAGCAGAGAAACCCUGAGGAGAAAACUGGAAGAGACAAGAGAGAUUCAGGGCCAGCUACCAUCAAGGAAAAAAAGCCCACCGCAGGAGAGAGAGGUCCAAGGGAAAAGGGUAAAGGUUUGGGAAGAAGCUUCAGUCUGAGUUCAAACUUUAACACCCCUGAGGAAGUCCCAACAGGAACAAAGUCUCAUAGAUGUGAUGAAUGUGGUAAAUGCUUCACAAGGAGCUCAAGCCUUAUUCGCCAUAAGAUAAUCCACACUGGUGAAAAGCCGUAUGAAUGUAGUGAGUGUGGGAAAGCCUUCAGUCUUAACUCAAACCUUGUCCUGCAUCAGAGAAUCCACACAGGAGAGAAACCUCAUGAAUGUAAUGAGUGUGGCAAAGCCUUCAGUCACAGCUCAAAUCUCAUUCUGCAUCAGCGAAUCCACUCUGGAGAGAAACCUUAUGAAUGUAAUGAGUGUGGGAAGGCCUUCAGCCAGAGCUCAGACCUUACUAAACAUCAGAGAAUCCACACAGGGGAAAAACCCUAUGAAUGUAGCGAAUGUGGAAAAGCUUUCAACCGAAACUCAUACCUUAUUUUGCAUCGGAGAAUUCACACCCGAGAAAAGCCCUAUAAGUGCACUAAGUGUGGCAAGGCCUUCACCCGGAGUUCAACCCUCACUCUGCACCACAGAAUCCAUACCAGGGAGAGAGCCUCUGAAUACAGCCCAGCCUCCCUUGAUGCGUUUGGAGCAUUCCUGAAGAGCUGUGUAUAAAGCCAGAAUUUGUCAAUGAGUCAUUUCCCCGUUUGUUUCUAAAAUUAUUUCAGAGGUGUGUGUCCAUGGAGGGGGAAAAGAAACAGCCUCAACAGGUUAAAAAAAACACACAUUUUAGGAUCCUUAUGGUUCCAUCAGCAGUGUUCUGCCUUGCAUAGUCUGUGGGCAUGUAAUUAUUCCACAGAACCCCCGCAGGGAAAAGCUAGUCAUGGAUAAUCCACGUGUUGUUUCUGCACAAGACAAAAACACAGUAAAAUGUCAAGCUUUUCAGUAAUGAGGAUACCUUUAAAGCACUGUUGGACUUCAGCAACCACAGUAUAUAAUUGCAAGGUUUGGAUUGGCUCUCCUAAAGUGAUACUAAGGUUAAAAAGCUCGCUGCAAACAAGCCCUACUUGGCCAACAUCCUGCUGUACUUCUCAAAAAAGAGGGACAGUUAAAACGAAAACCAUAUUGGGACAUGCUGCUCGAACUAGUUAUAUAUACAAUUGAGUUAUAUAUAAUCACUGGUAGCCUACCAAAGCUGUAGAAAUCUAGGACUGUGCUGAUCAGUAUCAAACCAAAGAUUUCUAUCUCUUCCUGAAAGAGGGUGUGUGCUCCAGUCUACAGUUCCAAAGGAUUACCAAAUGUAGAUGGUUCUAUCCUCAUCACUGAGAUAAAUUCUACUGAAAUGGCAACAGUGAUUGAAAACACUUCUCUCCCUUCUAGAAAUCCCUCAAAUUCCUAAAGCACUAUCGCACUCCUGUAUGCAUUUCUCCACAACUCAGCACUUGAUUGUCUGCUUUCUUUUAAUCCUUCAUUGUCUUGUGUGUCUUAAGAUUUCAUUACCCCCCACAAGAGAUACUUUGAUUGUCAAGGGGUACAUCUCUAUCCCUGAAAUUGCUGGACACAGUGCCGAACACAUAAGAGGCAUGCGUUAUGCCCAACUUCUAACAGGACUUUUACAUUUAUGAUGAAGCCCUAUGAAUCCUGAGUACCUGAAAUAUGGUAGCCUGGGCCAACUUUUGAAGGGGACCUUCAGAGCCCAAGGCAUGCAAAAGCUCUGGGGUCUGAUGCUAUUUUUGUCCUAAAUAUUUUUUUUAAAGUCACUGGUUAGCCACCUACAUAGACUCUAAACAUGGAAUUAAUGAGUAAAUACCAUGGAAUCUCGUCAUCUAAAGAAAAAUACGAAUACUUACUAAGGCCAUUUUUUGACAUCUUUCUAUGACAAAGAUCUUAGCCAGGAUUCUCUUAAGUCAGCUGCUGAACAACAUGAUGAUUUAGGCACUUACUGAAUCAUUUGUAACUUUAAAUAAUACAGUUCAGAAGAUGUGAUUUUUGUUGGCUUUUCAAAGAAAGGAAACUUGGAGGGAGCUUUUUCCUCACACCUCCCAGAAACUUUGCAGAAGCGUCUGACAUGGUGAGCUGACAAUAACUAAGCAUGUUGGUUGCCCCAAGAAGUGCGUCGACCUGCUAAGAUGUGGUUGGUGGUAUUGUAGCCCUACUGAACAUGGUCUUUCCUGUUUCUCACCACUAAAACCUGAGGAGAGGUUAUGAGACUUUUGUCUUUUCCACCCUCUGUGCAGGAGGAUACAGCUGGUGGCCUAGAAGCUAAUGACAGACCAUUGUCAGAUACACAUAUGGAAGACCCAAGUAUCAUGGGCUACUACAUAGAUGGUCACAAGAACUUGGGUGGAGAUGACCUGUUCAGGAGAGCAUGCGGGUGAGCAUGGAUACCCCGCAGGAACUUAGAAUCAUAGGCUAAGGGCACACCUGAAGACUGUCCCCAUAAUAGGAGAGCCCUACACAGAGUUUGAGAUUUUCCAGCAAGAAAGAGAACUAAAAACCAUCAUUCAUCAGUUGUUCGUGGACCAGCAACUCCAGCCCACAAACAGCAGGGCUCUAUGGAGAGCCAGGGAGCUGGAGGCGGCUGUGCCCCAGGCCAGGCCAGACUGCAGUUCUGCCCAGCAGUAGUUCUUGGCCUCUGUAACUUGGACCAACCACAACUCCCUGUAGCUUCUGAGCAGUUUCAUGGUGUUGCCUGGGGAAACUUCAGGGAAGUCAGCUGGCAACCAGAAUAUUUCUAAAGGAAAACAGGAGAGACUCCAGAAAAGUAUACCUAAGUAAUUUCUUUUAGUAAAGGGGGGUAGAAGACAUUUUCUUCAAAGCAUGAGUCACAAUGGUGGUGGCAGAGAAAACUGCUGGUGCUUCUGAGCAAAGACUUGGCUGCUGGGAAGCAGCUGAAAGCAGUGGGGUGCCAAACGCCAGGCACUGACCGUUCUCAAGCGGCAAAGAACUUCGUUUGGUUCCACAUUGGCCUUUUUUUAGCCACAAUUACAUGCUGAUGUAAUUCAGCCAUCGUUUUGUGUGUGUGUGUGUUUAAUAGUUAAAUAUAACCUGUGCCUCCACACUUAAUUCCCCUUUCACCAGGACAUCCUCCCAACAGUGUGGGCUCACUGCUGAGGUCACGUCAGAUCUUCAGCAGGUGCACUUCCUGAGGCAGCUGUUUGAAGAUGUGUUUUCUGAAGAAAACAGGCUGUACCUGCUUAUUAAAACCGUUUACACUGCACUCAUUUAUCAGGCGCUCUAGUGCAGAGUGUAAUUGGGUCUUGCUCAGAAAGGCUGCAACAUCUCAUAGAGCUCAGGACAGUUACUCAAAAGUUCUUGACUGACUGAAGUCUGUUAACAGUAGAAGAACUGUACAACAGACCAUUAGCAUGCUAGUUGAUGCAGUGGAAGUUUUUGAAGGGUGUUUAAAAAUACACCUUAACCUUGCCAGGAAAAGAAGUAAAAUUCCUCAGGUUGUGGGGAAUUUGUUUCUGCUCCAGCCUGGCAGACAAGGCUAAAGAGAAUAUGGAUGUAGGCAGCAUCUUCAUAUGUAAGGCACUUAAUAUUUUAUUAAAGCAUGCAAGUGAAACUGCUGACUGUGUAGAGGUGGACACGUUUGAUACGUGAGACAGUUCGCGUCUUAACAUACAUUGGAGAAUCCAUUCCAGAAAGGGGAACCUCUUGAAUGUGAUAAAUAUAGCAAAGCCUUUCAUCACAUCUCAGCCCUUAGUGUCAGAAAGCUUACACUGUAAAUAAACUGUAUAAAUAUUCUAUGUGAGGACAACUUUUCAUGUGCAGCACUCAUUGCUUUGGACAGAAAUGAAUUCUGUCAGUAUGUCCCGACCAUGUAAUGGAUUUCAGAAACACUGCAGAGGAAGCUCAAUCUUGACUUGAGGAUCCACAAAAGAAAAAAAUGUGGGGAAAUGCUAAAGAAAUAGCAAAAAUGGUUACAAAAUUGUUCUUACAAAAAUUGUUCUGUUGGGUACUUCUAUAUAUUUUGUAUGACCAUAAUAUCAGUGUCUUUGUUUUGUACCUCCAGCCCCUGUUGUUAAUCUGUAUAUUCCCUGUAAACAGAUAAUGUAUUUUAUUUUAAUCUAUUUGACAGAACAUAUCACUCCAAAGCAGCAAGGUUUUGGAGUGAAUAGUGAUCUUGGAGGUUGGUGUGGUUAUAGACAAAAAGUCCACAGAACUGAGGAGGGGGGAAAUGAGGAAAAAAACCUUCAUAGUUUGGUGCUUAUCAAAUCAAGAGAGGAGGUUAGCAGAUUCAUUAGGAGAGACAGGGUGAUAGGGCACUAACAUGGAGCAAUCCCUGUAAAUAUCUGCAGCUUCCUGAGAGUUUUCCGUCUUGGCCGGAAAGCUGACCUCUUAGCUGCCAGGUCACCAUUUCUAGCAAAGAGAAAAGGUUCUCUGAUCUUGUUGGGGUGGGGGGUGUGGCAGUCGCAGGCAGGUAGGAGGGUCUUCAUGAACCGAGUUGGGUAUGUUCUGGAAAGGCCAGUAGGGCCACUUGACUGGAUUCUGUAAACCAUAUUGUUCUGCUGCCCCCACUAACUCUUAAAUCUUUGCUUAGAAAAUCUGGGAUAAGAAAACACCAAGAUGGGCUUUUUCCUGGCAAAUGGGCACAGAUGGUCCAGUGUCUGGCACUACAGGAGGUUUUCCUGAUAAGGCUGGAGAAGCAUUUUGCAAUAUUCCUUUUGGCUGUGCUCCUGCCAGUUUCCCUUGUGCUUGUUUCCCCUGGUUUGAGAUGAUUACAAGAGAGGGCUGGUGAAGAUUUACGGCUACAAAAGAAUUUUUUUUCUAACUUUUAUCCUCAAGAUCACCUUUUUUUAUUCCAGGGUCUGGUCAUCCUGAUGUACUUACUCAUCUAAAGCUAACCAACCAGGUUGCAUCCUGCAUCCUUGUGGGCGAUCCUUUGUGUGAGUUGGAGUUAACAGUAUUAAAAUGUGGUCAAACAGUGACAGCAAUACUUAUCAGAGGAGCCAUACUUUUGUGUGCCCCACUCUGAGCAACUUCCCAGAAAUAUUUGUGAGGGAUCUGGGGUUUCCCAUCUAGAAAAUCAAAUGAUGAUCUGCAGAUUGCAAAGUGAAAUGUAGAAUCAGAAAAAAGAAAUUAAGUGGUAUCAGUAGAUCUUUUCAUGGACAUUCAGAGUAGAUUUUUAUUUCAGCUACUACUGGAGAAUUUAAUAAGCAUUAUGUGGAAAGUUUUCCUAACAUAGAUUUAGGUUGCAUUUUUAAAUGGACACACUACUGUACAUUUAGAAGCAGUUAGUUAUUUUGCUAUUCAGAUUAAUUUUUUUAUUGUAUCUGUUUUACUUUUCAAAGCUUUGUAAAAAUAAACUUGAAGUUAUAGGGAGGUCAAGCCAUCUCCAGUUCCACAGGUCAAACAACCAUUUGGGCAUCUCCAAAUACAGAAUGUCUGAACGUGGGGGCUUAGUUUUGUAUCAUCUGCUUCUGUCGUAGUGGACACCACAAACCUCAUGUUUUUCUCUUGUCCUGAAAUAGCAGAAGGUAAAGAGUGGGCAUUAGGUUGACUUUCAAACAUGAUCUGCUGUUAUUUUAGAAGCUUUCUCUUUUUUUCUCAUUUAAUCUUUGAGAUUCUCACCUCCAUUUACUAAAGAAUCAUGACUCACUUAGAAUUAUACCAUAAUUAGCAAAGUUAAUUGGUCUGUGAAAAUUACCUUUUCUCUCUUCAGCAAGCCCUCAUGGAGCAGUGAGGCUGAGUGUGUGAAGAUAAAAAGAAAGAAUGAGAUCUGUGAGUGGUGGAAAGGUGAUCAUUGAAACUGGGAUUUCAUUCCAGUUUGAGUUGUUUUCAGUUCCUUUGGUCCAGGGAGCGGACUCAGCAGCUGCACUCGCCCCAGAGCAACUCUCGUUUAGUCCCCCAACAUGGUCAGGGUCUUAGGAAGGAGAGUGCCUGGUGGCAGGAGCCAGGAGAAAUGGGGAGGAGGGGGCAUGUGUUGGGGUAGGUGCUCACUUGCCUUCCCCCUCACCUCAACGACACAGCAGGUCAGUAAGGUCUUCGCUGCCCUAGGAAGGGCAAAGCAUGUUAGACUUAGGGACCCUGCUGCUGGUAGCAGGGAUUCUAACGUGGAAACAAAUAUAUGGGGGGUGGGGAGCAAAUAUUAUGCAGGAAAAUCUUGUUCUAAAACUAUAUGAAUUAGGGGUUAGGAUGGGAUAUGCAAGCAAAAUCAGUUAUUUUAAGAUGAACAUUAUUUUUGUUAACUUUUAGUUAAAUAUAGAUUAUUAAAACCAGGUCAACAUGAUAAGCCUAAAUCUAUAUAAAGAACUAAUAACUCAUUGUUUUGUUACCUGUAGACUGGUUAAGACAAAUCUUUCCUGUUUGGUCAGUUCCUAGUUUCUUAGGUUAGAGUAAAUUAGACCAAAAGAAUAAAUUUCCUUGUCUUCAUAUACCUGCAGAAUUAAGUUAUUGCUGGUAAAACCUGGCCUUUUCUUUUUACUAGUCUGAAAAGUCCAGAUGCUUGGUAGAUGUUCCAUAAAUGAUUUUUAAAUUGAAUUUGUUAAAUUAAAAUCCUCCUUAAUGUUUAUAGAAAGGCUUCUCUCAGUAAGUAAUGGAAUCUUUGAGGAAAAAUUGUUCAUUUUUUUAAAAACUAGGGAACUCCUCCAUUGAAAAUAAUUGGAAACCUUGAUUGAGGACUGAAGUUUCAAUCACGGGAAACGGCAGCAAAAUGAAGUGUGUACGCAUUAGUCACUCUUCCACUUUAGGGGGCCCGUGUGUCUGACAAAGAAAUUGCUAGAGUAGUGAGCUGGGGAAGGAACUCGUGGGGAAUUGUAAUACUCUGUUGUUUCUCUUCUGGGUCACGGUAAAUAAAUUAUCAUCUCUAGGUCGCAA